Messenger RNA from Radiomyces spectabilis, 1913 nucleotides. RefSeq lists its product as uncharacterized. NCBI's taxonomy places the organism in Eukaryota, Fungi, Mucoromycota, Mucoromycetes, Mucorales, Radiomycetaceae. The transcript has 2 exons. Bases 129 to 1814 code for a protein of 561 amino acids. The record is from RefSeq and is a predicted model, not a curated record.
GUGCGCGGUUGUAAGAAUGAUGUCAUGGGCAGAUUACCAUUAACUUAUUUGCUGAUUUUUUCUUUUUCCAUGUGCAUUUUUUCAUUGUCUCUUGUACUCAACUCUUUCUUUUGUUUCCAUAAAACUCAAUGACUAGCCGUAUGCAAUUCACACAAUUUCACCGCCCAUCGAUUGCCCGGCACGCCGUGAUACAUCCAAACGCCAACCUUCAACGUCGAUCAUUGACCACAGCUAACGGUGGUAGCGGUGGCCGGGGCUCGGGUGUAGCCAUCGCCGGUCUUUUGUUCUUGACAGCAGCGGGCGUGGCCUAUUACAACUAUGCCAAAGAGGAUCGAGAAUUCUACGGGCAAGAAGAUCCUCGGGAUGCUGCACGUAAAGCUUCUCAGCGGAUCGAGCAUCGUGCUGACGUAGUCAAGGAUAGUUUGAAAGAUGAUCUUCAAGAUGCUAGACGUAGCAGUGCACACGCUCUGGAGGACGUUCGUGCCGCCAAGGAUAAUCUCGCCCACUCUGCUUCCGACUUGGGUCAUGCUGCUCAGCAAGCCUACGGUGGUAUGCGAAACACAGCUGAGAAAGAAGGCCAGCGCUUGGUGGAUACGAUCAAGGACGAGACUCAUCACGUUGUUGAUUCCGCGAAAACCAAUGCAGCUCACGUACGUGACAAAUUGGAUCGCGACGUCCAAGAAAUCAAGAGUGAGACCGAGAGAUUCCGUGUGGAACAUCACAUGAAGGAUGGAAACCGACCUUCGGAAGACGUGCUCGCCGACACACGCGACUAUGUUCCCGGUAGAACAGGUGGCAUCCCGAUUCGCAGUGGCAAAAGACCCGAGGGUGACGAAGCGGGACCGAGAAGAGAAGGCACUCGACCUGGCUGGUUCAGCUUUGGCCGCGGUGCAAAAGAAAUGGCCGAUGAUGCGGCCGAGAAAAGCGUACACGAUAUGAAAGAAGCGGACGCUUACUGGCAGAAAACGAAGCAAUCUGCAAAAGAAAAGGCUGAAGAUGCCGAGAAAAGCGCCAAACGUACUUGGUCUGGCGUGAAGGAGCAAGCUCAUGAAACGGCCGAAGAAGCCAAGGAAAGACUCCGACAAGAUGCUAACCGUGCCGAGUCCUACUGGCAAAGCGGCAAAGACAAAGUCAAGGAUGAAACCGAGCGAUUGAGUCGCGAAGCCAGCGACCGUGCACGUGCAGCGGGCGACAAGGCGAAACACGAAGCCGAAAAGGCCGAAUCCAGUUGGUUCAACUUCAAGUCGGAAGCCAAGGAUACGGCCGACGACGCCGCCAAUCGAGCAAAGCAAGAAGCCAAAAAUGUCGAAUCGAGUUGGGAAAACUUGAAGCAAAAUGUCGGCAAUGAAGCCAACCAGCUCAAGAACAAGGUGUACGAGACGACCGAAGAUGUCACUGGACGCUUGAAACAAGAAAAAGAUCGCCUGGAAGAUCGUUGGGAUGCCACCAAACAAGAUGCAGAACAGUGGGCCGGUUCAAAGAAGAGAGAAGUAGAAGGCUACUGGAACGAUGGCAUGCGUGCUACCAGAACCGAAGCGGAUGAGGCGCGAAAAGAUGCGAACCAAGCCAAGCAAUGGUUCCGCGAAGGCGCUCAAAACGUAGAAAUGAAAGCCGAUAAAUUACUUGGCAACCGACAUGAUCGAUCCGUGAAUAUGCAAGAUCAUGUUCGACGUGGUGAAGGUUGGGCUGAAGAAGAAGCCGACAACUUGCGCCCGACGCGCCCUGGUGCGACUUCCACGGGAAGAGCCACCGGUCAUCGUGAUAAUGCUCAUUACCGACCUGCUGAAGUCGUGGUCUCUGAAGCUCGAGCGUAAUUGUUCAUUCGUCAUUGUAAAACAUUGUACUCUUAUGUCCAAAGAUAAAAUCAUGAUUCAUAUUCUUAUUUUCGUCUCCUGCGCAGGAAAAAAAACGUG